Messenger RNA from Stylonychia lemnae, 1182 nucleotides. Lineage: Eukaryota; Ciliophora; Spirotrichea; Sporadotrichida; Oxytrichidae. The record is from the annotation of a GenBank genome assembly.
AUGGUUAAAUAAGGAAAAGAGCUAACAAAGCCAGAUCACAAAGAUUAAAAACAUGAGAAGAAGUCAAAGAGAAAGAACUCUGACUAAUCUGCUGGAUCGGACAAAGAUGACACUGAAAUGGUAGACAUCAAUGCUCCUAAGGUCUUGCCUAACCCUAAGAACACUCUUAAAAUGGGCAAAUUCCAUAGGUAUACGAAUCAAUAUAAAGGGAAAAAGAGAGCCCCUACCAACAAAAAGAGAAUCAGAGACCUUGAAAGACUCUUGGCUAAGGAAGGCAUUCCAGAGGAGAUGAAAGUAGCAAAGAAGAAGGAGCUGAGGGAGUUGUAAAAGCUUGAUAAGAAGAAGGAAGAGGCUGAGAUAUUCGAGCUUAAGUACAAGAAAAUUAAAUUCUUUGAGAAAAAGAAGGUUAUAAAGAAACUAGAGACUCUUAAAAAGGAAUUGGCAGAGAUUAAGGAUUCAGAGUAAAAGUAAAAACUAGAGGCAGAGUUCAAAGAGCAACGCAAAAUGCUGAUAUAUAUUGAUACAUACCCACCACAUAAGAAAUAUAUAGCUUUGUUCCCUAAGGAGGAUUCUGAAGAGGGGAAGUAGCAGAGAUAAAAGAUGAUGGAAAAGAUUUUAAGGAUUGCUGAACAAAAGGAUAAAGUAAGAGAGAAGGAACUCCUACAUAUGGACGAGGAAAGUGAUGAUGAUUAAGAGAAAAUCAUUGCUAAGAAGACUAAACAGCUUGAGAAAACAGAUAAUUUCUUUACAUUGGAAGCAGAUGAAGUACAGGAAGAGUAGCCAAGAUAAAAGCAAUCUUCUAAACCUUAAAAGAAGUUGCUAGUCCAAAGAAACGGCAAAGUAGUAGACCCAGACACACUCUAAUUAGUGCCAGAGUUCAAUGAUCCCCCAGUUCCUUUAAAGAAACCAUUUGCAAACAGAAACUCUGAUCAGAAAGACUUUGCAAAUAAAAAGCCCUAAUACAAUAGUAAUAGCAGUGGCCGCGAGUUCAACAGAAGAGAAGCAAAUGAGCAGUCAGGCUUUAAGAGACAAGCUGAGGAAUAAUAAAAUAAGGCAUAGGCAAGUAGGUAUGAUAACUAGCAAGCAGUAUAGUAGCCAGCGUAAUAGAUUAAGAUCAAGGCUAAUGCCUAUAGAAUUAAAGGUAUUGAUAUGGAAUAGAAGAGCACUCAUAUUAAGUUUUGA